GAGUAUAAGUGUACGAUAUGAGUGCAACUGCCGGAGUCUUUCUACCAAGGCACGUGUAGCUGUAAAGCACAACGAUAGCGGGUAUAUAUUAAGAUAUGAGUUUUGUCUUUACAAAGUAAAGCAACACAACACUAAUUCAGGUCGAUCUGCGUUUGAUUACUUUCUCUCACAGAUAGUUACCUAAAUUUAGCUUUGCUAUAAUAUGUUUUUUAAAACACAUGAUCCUUGCCUAGCGAAUGCCAAAUCAAGGGUGAGAAUAUAAGGUUCCCGGGUUAAGUUUGUACAGCACACGGCCAAUACACCUGCAGCUGGAGACGAUCCGCAUACUAAGCUGCGUGCCACCACAGCCAAACAGCAAACAUGUUUAAUCAUGACGAUGCUGCACAGAUGUUGUUCCACAUUCCAACGGUUGACUCAUUCGCUGAAUCACGGAAGUCAGACAGACGGAGGAUACUCAUAUUACAAGCCUGGAACUACAACGAAGGGUCGCCACCACGGUAACAACGAUCAUCGGUGUGCUGAGUGUGUAGAAAAGGUAUUAUAAAAUAGGGUCAGCUAGGGAACCAGCUUCAGUCUUAAGACUAAAGUCGUAAGCUAAAAGUGUCACUCGGAUUAAAAUAUGAAAAUAACGUUCAGCGUAUUCGGCGGAAUAUCAGUAACAAUAGCAAUUCUGAUGGUCGGCAUAAUAGUGUACGUAAAAACAAAGAAAUACACUAACAUCACGAUAGAAUCAGCGAUCUUCAGAAAAUCACGCAAAGGAAAAACCAAACCAAGCCAAAAGAAUUCCUGCACGUCUGCGGGUUUGCCGUGUCUCCGGAAUGCCCGAGGUGCUCCGGAGGAGUGGUCGAGUCCGUGGGGCACGUGAUGUUCCAGUGUCCGGCGUUUGAAGACGUGAGACGAGAGCUGUUGUAUUGGAUUACGGCGAACCAAAUAGACUCCAGCAACCUGCCAUCAAAACUGCUAGAGAGUAAGGAGAAUUGGUGCCGUGUACAGGAGGCUGCAAAGUUGGUGAUGUCGGCGCUGCAGCAGAUCUGGCGGGAUGAGGAGGUCGCCAACAACAACACUGCCAACCAGGCAUCUCCAGAGGCUCAGGAGGCGGCCGAGCAAACGAUAGAGCUGAGCAGCAACUGGCGGCGGAUGUGCGUGCGGCGCAAGCUGCUCGUGACGAUGAGAUACUGUGGACGGCAGUCGAGACCGAGAGGCUGGGAACAGCGCCACCCUCCAUUCCCAGACGCAGCAGGGGGAGACCACCAUCCCCUGAGACACUGCGUAUGAGGCGUGAGCGUCGGAUUUAUAUGCAGAGAAUAUGGCGAGGUCGAAUGAGGGAUGGAAUGCUGCCACCGGUUCCUUCCGGAGGAGAUCGGAGACGUCGGGCUGCGCCAUCCGAGAUGGAGCUGAUCCGACGACGGCGAAGAAGGAACGAGAUGGAGAGGACACGACGGCAGCGGACAGCUGCAGAAAGGGGUCGCGCUCCAGCUCGACAAACUUCGGCAGAGGAAGCUUGGUUAAAGGAAGCAGCGACGUCGGGUCGCUAACGAAGGACAUCUUUUGGGGAGGGCUCUUAAGGCCAAUCGGGUUGGAAUGUAUGUUCGGAAUCGGAAAGCAACGGAAAGAUUCAAACUUUUUCGCAAAAGCCCUAGCGGGGGAAGUCGAAGAAGAAGGAGCAAAAGAUUUGUUCAGCGAAAAAAAAAACUGAAUAAAACAAAAUCUUUUGAAUUGUUAAAAAAAGAGCCGAAAGUCCGAGGACGAACUUUAAUCUACCCCCGAAGGAGUUACAUGAUUGGGUAUCAUGAGUCACCAGCACUAUUGAUCGACCCCAACGCCAUGAGCCCCUCCUAGGAAACACCUUGGCCCGUCGAGAGGGAUAAUGUUUGGAUGCGAACCCCUAAAGGAAGAUACGGUUGUGGAAUACAGCUACAUUAGCGAUAACAGCACUCCCUCAACAUCGAGAUCAUCCCACUGGAAGUAACCGUCGUGGAAUGUGGAGACGUCCCUUGAAAUUGCAAGUCU
Anopheles funestus (African malaria mosquito) is the source of this 2010-nucleotide messenger RNA. RefSeq lists its product as uncharacterized. The transcript has 2 exons. Lineage: Eukaryota; Metazoa; Arthropoda; Insecta; Diptera; Culicidae. The coding region runs from base 865 to 1275 and encodes 136 amino acids. The record is from RefSeq and is a predicted model, not a curated record.